Notolabrus celidotus (New Zealand spotty) is the source of this 2895-nucleotide messenger RNA. It is a transcript of the gene atrip, whose product is annotated as ATR interacting protein. Lineage: Eukaryota; Metazoa; Chordata; Actinopteri; Labriformes; Labridae. Gene Ontology annotation, biological process: DNA repair; DNA damage checkpoint signaling. The record is from RefSeq and is a predicted model, not a curated record. The transcript is spliced from 18 exons. The coding region runs from base 325 to 2706 and encodes 793 amino acids.
GCCUGCGCUGUGAUUGGUCAGAUUAUCAGAGGUACCGGAGCGGGCUGAAUAACACAUUCAUCCUGACAUCUUCAAAUUCGUGAAGUUUCAGCUGCUAAUCAAACCUUUAACCGAUAUUACCGGCUGAGUUUAUCGAUAAGACACACUCUGAAAGGACACGACUAACGGACUCCUCCUAUGUCUUUAUAACGAAGCUUUAACAAGCUUUAAAUACUGUUUUGAUGGAGUUAGCUGUGUUAGCUUAGCAUGCUAACAUGUCAUUGGAAUCACAGCUAACGUUAGCUCGUUGAGUUGUUGCUUCCAGGAGCUUCAGCAGCAUCAAGCAUGAACUGCCCCCCCACUAAGCGCCUCCGAGGCCUGAACGCGGAUGUCGUAACAGCCGUGCCCUUUGACGACCCGUUCGACGAUGACGAUGAUUUCACCCAGGAUGACUUGGAUGAGAUUGACAUCAUCGCCUCGCAGGCCGUCACCUCGACCGCGUUACCCGGACAUGAGUCUAAACUGGCAAGCAAACAGACGCACUCUACCCGGGGGUCUGGGUGGUCUGCAUCUCCAGGACCGAGCAGAUCUCUGAGCAGAGCCGCGAACAACCCGAGCAGAGAGAACACGUUUGGAUUGAGCAGCAGAGGGAAAGCUGCCAGUCAUGAGUUAACAAGUAGAGAGCCUCUCGGCAGCAGACAGCAGCAGUUUGGGUCAGACCGAGGAGACUCCUACAGACAGCUGGAGGCUCAGCAUGCAGAGCUGAAGAGGAAGCUGAAGGAGGUGGAGGACGAGAUCAUGCUGAAGAGCGGGGAGAUCCGGGUCCUCAGGGACUCUCUUAAAGGAGCCCAGCAGGAGAAGGAGGCCCAGAGGCAGAACCAGGUCCUGCUGGAGACCCAGAAGCAGAGAGAGCACAGUGAGAGGGAGAAGGAGCUCCACAGGAAGGUCCAGUCUCUGCAGACCGAGCUGCAGUUUAAAGAAGCAGAGAUCAACGAGAUGAAGAGCAAACUCAGCUCGGAUAAGAUCAAGACCGCCUCUCCUCUUCGUAGAAACAGUCCUAAAGUGCUGGCCCAGUUGCAUCAUGGGAGCAGCAGCAGCUCUUCCUCUCCGAUAGGAAACGGUUUCAUCACCAAGGAGAUGUUUGGAGCGAACAUCCCCUCCAGAACGACACCGGUGAAGACGCGGAGGGAAGAUCGAGCAUCCAGAAGCAGACAGGAAGUCACUCUCCCUGACCCGUUCCUCUGUGUCAGACCUGCACACCUGCAGCACAGAGGUGGCGUCCUGCUGGGGUUGCUCCUGCAGCAGCCGUUGUCUCCCAGCAGCCUUGGCCUGUCUCACCUGCUGUCUAUGAAUCUGAGUGACAUCCACCUGGAGUCAAGGAUGUCCGGAGUUUUCCUGCUGCACUCUGAAGCUGCAGCCACCAGCAGCAGCAGCAGUGGCGCAGGUGGAGCUCCCAGGGCUGCUCCAAGUCCGGUCCAGAGUCUGGCUGUAACUGGACUCAACAUGCUGAGUCAGAGUCGAGCGGAGGCUUCAGCCAGCAGCAGAAACAAAAGACCAUGUCCCGGAGCCGACCUCCUCCUCCCUCUGCUGGACCUUCACCUCUCCCGGCUCUGUCAGGUUCUGGACUCGCUCCGCUCCUCAUCUUCUGGAAGCAGUGGUUCAAGCUCUGCGGGCCGUGCUGCUGCUGCUGCUGGACCAGGGAGGCUGGAGGAGACUGGUUUGACUGGUUUCAGUGUGGAGGACACUGGUCUGGCUACUCUGAGGCUUCUGUACCUACUGCUGGCCCACAGUGACGAGGUGGUGGAGGCCGUAUUGUCCAAGGAGAGUCAGUGCGGGGAAAUCAGCAAAAGGGCGGGGCGCUCUGCUGCAGAUGUGGGUGUGUGCUCCCAGAAUGCUUUGCUGCAGUCAGUGCUGCGGCUCUGUGAAGGAGGCACGAGUGGCGGCGAUGGUGCUUCACAGAGGGAGCAGCUUGUCCUUAACGCCUUGAAGACUCUGUGUGUCCUUAUAGAGAAGACUAAAGACACACACACAGAUAGGUUGAAGUGUGUGUUGCCAGUCCUGAGUUUGUGUUUGUCAGCAGACAGCAGGCUGCAGACAGUCUCCGAGUGUGUGUCCGUCCUCGCGUCCAUGUCCAACCACCAGAGUCUGUCUCAGCAGCUCCGCUCCCAGCACGACCCGUGUGUGUUCCUGAAGUUGUUCCAGUACAUCAGGACCAGACCAGAGAGCCAGGCAGCACACACAGACUGGAUUCUUCUGGACCUGCAGGUGGUUCGUUUGCUGAGCAGACUGAUGACUCAGAGAGCAGAGAGAUGGACGAGCAGCCAGCACGGCACCUGUCCGUGUUACACUGAGCUUGUUCAGACGGUGGUGAUCGUUUUCCAUCGUCAGUGGUUGGAUCUUCGAGGCGCUCAGGAGCUGACAGACUCAUCAGGUGUGGCCCCGCCCUCACAACCAAGCCCCGCCCCCUCCCCGCCUUGGUUUCGCAGCCCGGCAGUGUCUCUCCUCAGAGAGUGUCUGCUGCUGCUGCACUGGCUGCUCCUGCAUCACAGCAGCUUCUCAGAGAGCUGCAGGCCGCUGCUGCACAUGUACGACCAGGUGAUCCCUGCCGUGAGAGAUACGCUGAGGAAGAUCCCCGGGCUGAGCGAGAGCGAGGAGCUGGCUCUGGAGGAGAUCUGUCGCUCAGAGGGCGACGACACCGACGACAUGGAUACUGACACCGGAUCCUGACUGGCUGAUGUGACCAAAAAUCAGACACGAAGGCUGGCUGUUGAUUGAAUAUUUCACACUGAGGACAAAAGAGACUGCUUUCUGUCAAACUGAUGAAUUACACACUGAAGUGAAAUUAAGGAUUAUAGUCUGAAGAGACAAACGGUCUGAUAGGAUGUAACAAUAAAACACAAAGGUGAGAAAACAGGA